UGUCACUGUCACAUUGUGGACUGUGUUGUGACUUGUGACUGUUAUGAUCCUAAUGAUAAAUAUUUUAAACUAUGUUGUUAACACUAGGCGAUCAAAGUGCAAUUAGAUAAGAGGUUCAGAAGUUUUUGCUCUUCACAUUUUUUUAAGUUUAUAUACAUAUAAAGAUGUCUUUUGGAUUUGGAAAGUUCGGACCAUUAGUUGGGGCUAUUGACGAGGGCACCUCAAGUGCGCGUUUUAUUAUUUUUAAAGCUAACUCUUGUGAAGUAGUGGCAUCAUACCAAAAGGAGCUAGAACAAUAUUUUCCACAGGAAGGAUGGGUUGAACAGGAUCCCAAUGCUAUUCUAGAAGUUGUUACCAUAUGUAUUACAAAAGCUGUAGAGCAAUUAAUAUCAUUAGGCGGGAAACCCCAGGACAUAAUAGCUGUUGGUGUUACAAAUCAACGGGAAACUACAAUUGUGUGGGAUAAAUACACUGGAAGGCCAUUACACAAUGCCAUAGUGUGGCUUGACAUGAGAACUUCAUCUACCAUUGAAAAGCUUCUUGACACAGUGCCUAACAAGACUAGGAAUAAGAAUUAUUUGAAGCCGUUGUGUGGUCUCCCAUUGUCACCGUACUUCAGUGCCGUCAAGCUGAGAUGGCUAAGCGACAAUGUUGACGUAGUGAAACAAGCUAUGAAAAAAGGGACAUGCUAUUUUGGUACCGUUGAUUCGUGGAUUAUAUGGAAUUUAACAGGCGGUCCAAACGGCGGCAAGCACGUCACUGAUGUAUCGAAUGCCUCGCGAACAAUGCUCAUGAAUAUAGAAAAUUUAAAAUGGGAUCCUUUGCUGAUUAAGUUCUUUGAAGUAACAAAAUCUGUUUUGCCAGAAAUCAAAUCUAGUUCUGAGAUAUAUGGCCGUGUGGCAGAUGGUCCUCUCAAAGGCGUACCUAUAUCUGGUUGUUUGGGGGAUCAGCAAGCAGCUCUAGUGGGACAGAUGUGUCUGCAGAAGGGUCAGGCAAAGGCUACGUAUGGUACUGGCUGCUUUGUCCUAUAUAAUACAGGAGAUAUUCGCGUGAACUCCAGCAGGGGGUUGCUCACAACGGUCGCAUACCAGCUGGGUAGCUAUAAUCCACCUUGCUACGCUCUAGAGGGCUCUGUAGCUGUAGCUGGGGCCGCUUUAGGUUGGCUAAAAGACAACAUAGGCAUGAUAGAGAACGCCAAGAAAUCACAGGAAAUUGCUGAGAAAGCCACAGAUAAUGGCAGUGUCGUUUUUGUACCGGCUUUUAGUGGGUUAUACGCCCCAUAUUGGAGACAAGAUGCUAGAGGCGUUAUCUGUGGUAUAACAGAAGAUACAAACUCAAACCACAUCGUCAAAGCUUCUCUAGAAGCGGUUUGUUUCCAAGUCCGCGACAUACUAGACGCUAUGAAUGAAGACUGCGGCAUUCCCUUACAAUUGUUGAAGGUUGAUGGGGGUAUGACGUCGAAUGAUCUUGUAAUGCAGAUGCAGGCUGAUCUUAUUGGCAUAAACGUUAUAAAGGCCGGUUUCACAGAGAGCACAGCGUUGGGGGCAGCCCUGGUCGCGUUCUGGGGCGUCGAGAAUAACAAAGCUGCAACCAUAGCUAUGACCAGUGGAGUCACUUACGUACCACAGAUAAGUGAAGAUGAGAGGGACAUGAGAUACAAACAGUGGAAAAUGGCGGUCGAAAGAUCAUUGGGUUGGGAACAGAAUUAAACUGUUAAAAUGAACUCUCAAUAGAUUUAUAUUCAGACAAAGUAAUAUAUAUAUUUAUAUAUUUUUGAAUUCAAAAUGUAAUUAACGUAUCACGACGUUAUUGUAGUUAUUAAGAUUUUAGUAUAAAUAAAUGUGGCCUAUUUUUUUGAAUGAUUAUAACACCUUACUGGUACUCGUAUAAGUAAUAUUUACAUAAAAAUAUACAUCUUCGAAAUUGGCGCUUGAAAGUAUUAUAUAAUUUUAAUUCUCGAAAAUAUAAUGUUUCCAAAAAAAGCACUUCAUGAUUAAUAUGUGUUAAAUUAUUUGCAUUAUAAAUUUUUUUUUUUGAAUUUUUUCAAAGGUUUUAUAACUGAUAAUUGAAAUGAAUAUGAAAUAAAAAUAAUUAUAUAUAAUAAAAUUAUAUGUAAUGAAAUUAAUUGAAGUGUGUAUUUUAUUAAUUGAAAAGGAAAUUAUAUGAUAUUUUUGUUUCUGACAUCACAUUGAAGUUUAUCUAUGAUAACAGUAUAAGUAUAAGCAUAUUAUACAUAUAUAUAUAUAUACAAACAACAUGUAUUGAUGUUCACAUGUUUUGUAGAGGGUGUAGAAUGUUUAUGCUCAAUGCAAUGUAAUGUGCACCCUGGUGCGAUAUAACUCAUAAACUAAUACAAAAUUAUAAUUUUUGAUUGUUGCAUUGCAUAUUUUUCGUCUCGUAUCUAAUAUAUUAUAUUUAGUUAUUAAGACAUUAUAAUUGGUGUCAAAGUACAUUUGUACUCAUUGUUAUAUUUAGAACCUAGAAUCAUACUGCGGGGUAAAAUAUAGUUUUAGAUAUAUGAUA
Danaus plexippus (monarch butterfly) is the source of this 2523-nucleotide messenger RNA. RefSeq names its product glycerol kinase (gene Gk1). The record is from RefSeq and is a predicted model, not a curated record. Gene Ontology annotation, molecular function: glycerol kinase activity. Gene Ontology annotation, cellular component: mitochondrion. The transcript has 8 exons. Bases 165 to 1709 code for a protein of 514 amino acids. Gene Ontology annotation, biological process: glycerol metabolic process; triglyceride metabolic process; glycerol-3-phosphate biosynthetic process. NCBI's taxonomy places the organism in Eukaryota, Metazoa, Arthropoda, Insecta, Lepidoptera, Nymphalidae.